AUGGCUUCCAGCACCGCGACUGGGCUCGCCAUUACCAAUCCUUUGGUGAAAUAUCGAGCUCUCGUCGCUACCAAAGCCAUUGCUCCCGAUGCGGCCCAACAUCGACUUGCCAUUCACUUGUCUAAAUUGUAUGAUCSUCUAAAGGACUAUGAGCCKGAAAUCGAAUACAGCCAUCGUCUAGAUCAGAUCUCCCGAUCCCUGGAUUCAGAUGCCCAGCAAAAUGCGCCAUCUUCACGUCAGAGCGCAUGGCGUUCGUUCCUGUCCACCAGAGCAAGCAGAGAUAGUCUAGCCUUGACCAGGAGAUUCACUUCACAUGAAAGUGCAAUGAAUCUUAGCUCCCCGAAAGGCCUUAUGUUACACGGCGAAGUGGGAACAGGAAAAUCCAUGCUUGUUGAUCUCUUUGCGGAUUGUCUUCCAAACAGGAAGAAGAAGCGAAGCCAUUUCAACACUUUCAUGCUAGAGACUUUCGCCAAGCUCGAGGGAUUCCGUGCAACGCGAGGCAGAGGCUCAGGGGCAAGUGUAUUCGCGGCAGACGAUCAUUCACUCCUAUGGCUCGCAAAGGACAUGAUUCAGACAUCCCCGAUAUUGUUCCUAGACGAGUUCCAGAUGCCAGAUAGGGUCGCCAGCAAGAUUCUCACCAACCUCAUGACUGGCUUCUUUCAAUUAGGUGGCGUUUUGAUUGCUACCAGUAAUCGCAUGCCGGAAGAACUGGCGAAAGCUGCCGGAGUUGGAUUCGCGCCUGCACCACAACGAAGCUUUGGUUGGAGUUUAGGAAUCCGGAAGCAGGGUCCAGGCGUGGGUAUGUACGGAGGGUACAACGAAUUUGCUGCAUUCUUAGAUGUGCUGAAAGCAAGAUGCGAGGUGUGGGAGGUAGAGGGAGGAAGGGACUGGCGAAGAGUCGACAGUAACAGCAUUGCACCCAUCAAAGGGAUAGAUCUCCCUGAAGAUGCCCGAAAUGAGGUGGAACAUGAGUCCGUGGAGCCAGAUGAGAUUCCAGACAACGAGCUCUCGGUCAUCAUGCCAGAUCACUUCAAGAUCAUCACUGCCGAGUCUGAUGCCCAGAGAGCAGCGGACGACGCAGUAGGUACUUCUCUAGGAGACAGCAAUGUGGCAUGGUCUCCUGCGACUAUGAAGGUAUAUGGUCGCCCAGUACACGUCCCGCGUGCCUACAAAGGCGUCACAAAAUGGACCUUCGACGAGCUAUGUAAAGCCGCCCACGGACCUGCAGAUUACAUAUCUCUGGCUUCGACAUACCAUACUCUGAUUCUCACCGAGGUCCCUGUACUCACUUGGCUCAUGAAGAAUGAGGCGAGGCGUCUAAUUACGCUAUUGGACGCUCUCUACGAAUGCCGAUGCAAACUAUUCGUCAGCGCCGCAGCUGGCCCCGACGACAUAUUCUUUCCCGAAGAGCAGAAACGAAAAGAAGGCGAUGAAGAGGGCGACUCGGUGUACUCGGAGACACUUUCAGAAGUAUAUCAGGAUGCUACAGCACCGUUCCGGCCCAACAUCCUGACUGAGAACCCAAACUAUGCUGAGCCACAAGAAGAGCCGGAUUACACCCAUGCUCGCUUAUCUGGUUUAUUACGAGCCGACGCGCUCGAGGACGACGCGCCAGGCGGCAACACUUCCCGCGGUGCCAAAGGCGGUUCUGCGAGCAACCCGUUCGGUCGAUCUUUUGGAAAAACCGAUGCAGAGAUGCAGCGUGCGCCCGUCGACCACGAUGAGGUCCGAUAUACCGCCCGGCCUAAUUUCCAAAAGACUAGCGCUUUCACCGGCGAAGAUGAGAGAUUCGCAUACAAGCGAGCGCAGAGUCGUUUGUGGGAGAUGUGCAGCUCGCGCUGGUGGGCUAGAGCUGAAGAAGGUUGGCAUAGACCCACACCCAAGGAGACCAGGAGAUGGGAGACCGACUCACUGUCAUCAUCAAUUAAUUCUACGCAGUCGACGGCGCGCGGGACCGAGAUCAAGAUGGGUGGUGCUAUAGCUGAUGAAUCGAGACCAGCCGAGAGCUUCAAGCCGGUCAAGCCGAAGGAAGAGCAGCCAAAGAAGAUUGGUUGGACGCACUUUUGGGGCACUAUAAAAUGGCCUGGCACUCGUGCCGGCGCCUGGGGACAAGGUCCUGAUGGUCUGAAAUCACGGGGAAACGAGAAACGUUGA
Messenger RNA from Ramularia collo-cygni, 2154 nucleotides. Its product is annotated as related to ATPase family protein. Gene Ontology annotation, molecular function: ATP binding; ATP hydrolysis activity. The coding region runs from base 1 to 2154 and encodes 717 amino acids. Lineage: Eukaryota; Fungi; Ascomycota; Dothideomycetes; Mycosphaerellales; Mycosphaerellaceae. The record is from RefSeq and is a predicted model, not a curated record. The transcript has 2 exons. Gene Ontology annotation, cellular component: cytoplasm; mitochondrion.